UUAAGAAACGUCGACUGCGUCAUAUGCGUGUAUGUGUUUCGAAGAUCCGGGUUUAGUUCGUUACAUGGUGAAUAUCAUGCAUGUUGGUCAGUAGUUUCAUGCGGAAGAUUACAUGCCAAACAGGUUGCAAGAUGGCCCGUAUCUUUGCCAUUUCGGACAUCCAUGUUGAUCACUUCGUUAACAAGGAAUGGAUACAAGGACUGGAUCAUGAGAAAUAUACCAACGAUGUGCUUCUGCUAGCAGGGGAUGUCACAGACUCACUAACACUCCUCAAGUCUACAUUAGAGUCACUCAAGACAAAGUUUAAGGAGGUCUUCUACGUUCCAGGCAACCAUGAACUUUGGAUCAGGGAUAAAUCUAGCUCAGAGACAUCUGUUGGUAAAUUUAACAGCAUAAUAAAAAUGUGCAAAACAUUAAGUGUGCACACUGAACCUCGGCAAGUAGAGACAUCUGACGGAGAAUGUGUGUGGAUUGUACCAUUGUUUUCAUGGUAUGCUACCCCAGAGGAGGAUAGGCAAGAUUCCUUGUAUGUCUCAGGUCCGAGUGAGGACCCUUCAACUUUGACCCUCUGGAUGGACAAUCACAUGUGCAAGUGGCCUGAUUCCAUAGGAAGUCGCUCCAAGUUUUUUGGAAAGUUGAAUGAGGAUCGUGUCUGUGCUUACGAUGCACCAGUAAUAUCAUUCAGCCACUUCCUGCCUCGGAUGGAGUUGAUCCAAGCUGAAGCAGAAGAUGAACAUUGUGUUGGUGAGGAGAGGAGAAUGCUGGGCCUCCAGCCCGAGAUGCCCAAGCGUCAAGGAGCGAUGGCUGGUUUCAAUUUCACGCGCUAUGCCGGCUGCAAAACUCUGGAGAGACAGAUACGCAUAAUAGGCUCACAGGUGCAUGUGUAUGGUCACCAGCAUCGGAACAGGGAUCGGUUGAUUGAUGGUGUACGCUAUGUCUCACACUGCUUGGGAUACAAGAAAGAACGAGAUGAAGGCUUGACCUAUGGGAUCACUCACUGGAAGGGACCUAAGCAAGUGUGGCCCAAGGCUGACUGAAUGCCAUCCCAGGCAUUUAUCAAAUUUGAGUUUCCACAAUCAUGACAAAAAUCUUUCAUCACCUAACUCAAGUUCGUUACUGCAGUAGCCAAAUUUUAUGGAAGUAUGAUACAUGUUAUUUCCGUGAGCAAAACAGAAUUAAAGUGUGUCAAUGCACCUGUGUCUUUGCUUAAGUGUAGGAUAUUUUCAAGUACACAAUUUACAAUUCUCCUGUUUUACUUCGGACAGUUAUAUACCAUGGUUUCUUUUAUUGGAGUGGGCCGUUGGAGCAUAAGGGAACAUUUGCUUGUUUUUAAUAUGAAAAUAAGAAUAUCUGUAUUAAUUAAUUAACUUCAAGGUUUUGGGUGGGAUCACUUCAUCGAUUGCAUCAUGAACUGCUAUAUUGUGGAUAGCUGUCAUAUUGUGUAUAAAGUCUAUGGAUGGUACCUCACUUCAUGGUGAAACCGAGGGCAGUUUCCACAAAUGUUUCGAUCGACAACAUAAAUAUGAAAGUACUCGAGUACAAUUUUCCAAUAUAAUUUCAGAAUAAGUGGUUUUAUGAAUGUCACCAGUUUUGUCAGUCGAGCUUAUUACAUUUCAAACAUUGUGGUGAAAUUAAAUCUUUUAAGCUUUUAUUAGGGUAAUUGAAAUUCAUUGUUGAUAAUUGUUUUGGUAACGUUUAUAGAUAAAUUUUGUAAAUAAAAUAUAAAGAAAAAUAAUUAUAAGCAUAAAAUAAAUCCCGGCGCGUGCACAUUCUCGUCAAUCGAUGGCGCCCUUUGUGACGACCGCAUUUCCCCCGCGAUUCCCUGGAGGAUCGAUUCACACGCUACACGUAUUCGAUCUUUGCCACGCUUUUCUCGAUCGCGUGUGACUGCACGUGUUCAGCAUAUGGCGGAUGAUGAAAUCGCACGAUGCUUGACCCCCGGGAAACAAACUAGACUGUGCCCCUUUUGUGGUUUGUCGCCAGGGAUUCGGUGCAUUCAUAUCUUACCUAUCACGUGUAACAAUGUCGCAAAAUUUCUUGCUCAAUAGAAAAUAAAGAUAAAUACUAAUAUAUGCAAGCAUUACGUAAAAUAUGAAAGCAUGUGACUCAACGAGCUGGUAUGAUUUUUUCAGGACUUUGUAAAAUUUUUAAGGUCCCCCUUUUUGUCAGAAAUGGACCCGAAACCAACUUCUGCCCAGUACCCAAGUACUGCCUUCAUAGGCUAAUUAACAGAACUGGCAAAAUUUGUCUCAAGAAAUAUUACAUAAAAUAACGUUACCAAAACAGGAAGAAUAAUACUGGCAGUAACGAUACAGGCCUACGUACAAUCUUUGUGUGCCAUGUUCAUAGCAAUUUAGUUAUUUCUUCGUGAAAAAAAAUAAAUAAAAAAGCUCAUUAAAAAGAACGUCCUUCAAA
This is a messenger RNA of Acanthaster planci (crown-of-thorns starfish), 2415 nucleotides long. RefSeq lists its product as uncharacterized. Lineage: Eukaryota; Metazoa; Echinodermata; Asteroidea; Valvatida; Acanthasteridae. The record is from RefSeq and is a predicted model, not a curated record. Gene Ontology annotation, molecular function: hydrolase activity.